UGUGAGGGAGACGGCGAAAUGGCUGCGCAGGUCGCUGCAGUGCGCGCCGUGUCCCGGGGCGCGGAAGAGACGCCUUCGCUCCCACUUGGUGACCGGCCUGGCCGACCGAGGGGAGGGGGGAGGAAGCGGAAGGGUCCAUCCGGGGAGGUCGGAGGGUGUAAGAGGGCUAAACUCAGCCAGCCGCCGCUCGUGGUAGGGCCCGCUCAGGCGGAGCCGUUGCCACCGGCCGCCGUGCCUGGUCUCUCAGCGGCUCCCGCCGUCCCUUCCGCCACGGCGGGGCUCUUCACCUUCUCCCCCCUCAGCCUUCCCCCGCAGGCCCCACGCUGCGAGCGGCGGCAUCACCACCGGCAUCGACACCGCCCGGACAGUGGCGACUCAGAGCCCGGGCGCUCUGCUGGGGAGAAACCGCACAAGGGGAGGCGGGGAAGCUCUGGCGACGGGGCUGUCGGGCGGCCCAGCAAGCGAGAAAGCCGAGAUGAAAAUGGCAAGACCCAGAGAGCUGACAGUCUUAUUGUAAAGAAAAUGAAGAAAAAGAAGAAAAAGAAACAUAGAGAAGACAUGAGGGGGAGGCAUCUGAAAAUGUACAACAAAGAAGUACAGACAGUAUGUGCUGGUCUUACCCGUAUCAGUGAAGAGAUUUUGACUCCAGGGGAGAGCGAUAACUUGGAAGAGAACAAGGAAUCUUUUAGGUAUCUAAAAGAUGAACAGCUGUGUCAGUUGAAUUUUGGCAUGCAGGAAUAUAGGAUACCCCAGGGGGUGCAAUCUCCAUUUACUACCCACCAGGAGCAUUCUGUUCGUAACAGCUUCUUAAAAACAGGCACUAAAUUUAGUAAUUUCAUUCAUGAAGAGCAUCAGUCAAAUGGAGGAGCUCUGGUUCUUCAUGCCUACAUGGACGAACUCUCAUUUUUGUCUCCAGUGGAGAUGGAGAGAUUUGCAGAAGAAUUUCUUGCUUUGACAUUCAGUGAAAAUGAGAAAAAUGCAGCCUACUAUGCUCUAGCUAUAGUUCAUGGGGCAGCUGCCUACUUGCCAGACUUCUUGGAUUACUUUGCUUUUAAUUUUCCUAACACUCCAGUGAAAAUGGAAAUCCUUGGCAAGAAGGAUAUUGAAACAACCACCAUUUCAAACUUUCACACUCAGGUCAGUCGAACAUACUGCUGUGGAACCUACAGAGCAGGUCCGAUGAGGCAGAUCAGUCUUGUUGGAGCAGUGGAUGAAGAAGUUGGAGAUUAUUUUCCAGAAUUUCUUGAUAUGUUGGAAGAAUCACCAUUUCUUAGAAUGACUUUGCCUUGGGGUACUCUUUCUAGCCUCAGACUUCAAUGCAGGUCACAAAGCGAUGAUGGCCCCAUAAUGUGGGUAAGGCCAGGAGAACAGAUGAUCCCAACAGCUGAUAUGCCAAAGUCACCUUUCAAAAGACGCAGAUCAAUGAAUGAAAUAAAAAACCUCCAGUAUCUACCUCGGACCAGCGAACCCCGUGAAGUUCUCUUUGAAGACAGAACAAGAGCACAUGCUGAUCAUGUUGGGCAAGGGUUUGACUGGCAGAGUACAGCUGCUGUUGGAGUGCUGAAAGCUGUACAGUUUGGUGAAUGGAGUGACCAGCCUCGUAUAACCAAAGAUGUAGUUUGUUUUCAUGCUGAGGACUUCACUGAUGUCGUUCAAAGACUUCAGUUGGAUCUGCACGAACCUCCAGUGUCACAGUGUGUUCAAUGGGUCGAUGAAGCUAAGCUAAACCAAAUGAGACGAGAAGGGAUUCGCUAUGCUAGAAUCCAGCUAUGUGACAAUGACAUCUACUUCAUCCCAAGAAAUGUCAUCCAUCAAUUCAAGACAGUGUCAGCUGUCUGCAGUUUAGCUUGGCAUAUAAGACUCAAACAAUACUAUCCUGCAGGGGAAAAUUCUCAAAAUACAGAAAGCAUUUCAAAUAAGGACAGUAGCAUCUGUGACAAGAUGAAAUCAGAAGGUGAAGAUCAGUGUGUGCUUAUGACAAAGGAGUCUGAAGAAGUAGGAAGAGAAGUACAGACUGCAACAAUGGAAUCACCAUCAUUGUUUUCGUCUCUGUCGUGACUUGUCCUGCAACAAGAUAAGCUGGCUCAGCCCCAGUUUUUUAAACUAGAAUCAGAUCCACAGGAUGAUCAUAUGUACUCUCUUGUGUGAUAUGUACAUAACCAUAUACAUUUUUAAACAGCUUUUUAAAUUUUUGAUGUGAAGUUAUAGUUUUAUAACUGGGUUACGUUUUAUUGGAGAAAUCUUGCCUAUAAUUCUAUAAAGAAAGGUGACAUUCCAAAAUGUCAGGCAUAUCUUUUUUACACAGAUUAUGCAAAGUUAGAGUUGUAUUUUACUCCCUUAGUACAGCAUGUAGUAGUAGUGGACUACAUUUUUUGUGUUUUUUGUUUUUAAGGAAUGAGGUAAUAGUUCAGCACCACCUCAAUAUUUUUUUUUCUUCAGGAACAUCCAAGUAUUUAACACUUGGUAAAUUGGAUACCCUUCCAUCUAUUUUACCCUUAGCUUUCAGCAUAAAAGGGAUGGUUUCUGUGGAAGAUUCACAAAGUGACUCUCCCAUUUGAUUAAUUGCUUGAAUGAAAGAGAAAGCACAGCACUUUUAAUGAUCAAUGACAUUUGUGUGUGUGAGAGACUUUGAAAGCCUGGAGGGAGCUCAGAUUACCAGCAGUGUAGAUUAAUUCUUUUACCAACACAUUCUCAAAGAAGUUGAUGUAUGAGAUUAGUAGCAGAGUGUAUGAUGUAAUAACUGACACAACACUUCCCGUAUCUCUGCUUUUAAUGUGUGGGAAUAUUGCUUUUUUAAUAUCUUCCCUAACUGCAUAAAGUAACACUAGUGUCUAAUGAAACUGUUGGCGGCCUCUCUAAGGAAACUGCUGUCUUUGAGCACUUUAAGGCUUUACAAUAUUCUAACCAACUUGGUGGCUUGUUUAAUUCACAGCAGGCAUCUGAGAGGGAAACCAUCAGCUCCUUUGCAUUGAUGCACUUAAUCCAGUAGAAUAGGCUUAAGGAUAUAUAUUGGUUGCCUUUAUUCUCAGAAAUUCUAUAUUGCUGUUUCACAAUAAAUUAUCACAUAUGGACUGCUGUUUCCACAUGUAAUGCUUGGGUACCCUAAUGCUGUGUUGGAAGAUUAAAUGGCACAUGCUAGUAUGCUCACUAUCAUUAGCUAACAUCGUUUAGCACUCACAUUAUAUUUCCCAAUAUUAACUAUAGUCAAGUUUCACUCAUUGUCUGUAUACUGAAUUACAUUUAUUUCUGGUACUAGAAACAGGCCCCUCACAUGUAGGAUGUAAACUUCAUUAAGGUGUAAUCAAAGGUGUUAAAAGCAACUCUCUUUUUGUGGAGUAGGGGAGAGAUCCAGAGCACUACACCAAUGCAAACAAAGAAAGCAGCUAUGUUUAUUUCAGUGCAUCUUUGAUAUCAGUCGUUUAGAAAAACUGCAAAUAUUAAUGUUUAUAAUAGCAAUUACUUUGUGCAAUAUUGUUUUGUGUAGAUUAUAUGCAUAUUAGCACCUCUGUGUAGAGGACACAGUUUUAAACCAAUAUCAAAAUAAUCAGAAAAUAUUGCAGUGAUUUAGAUAGAACCUGUAUUACUCCUGAUAUAUACACGUAUAUGUAUUGUCUUUAGUGCAUACCUGAAGACAAAUAGAAAAUAUUUCAACUUAACAUGAAUUUUCAGAUUGGAGUGGUGGUGACUUGUUGAGUAAUCUGUGUAAAUAAGGUGUUAGGAAGAAAAUCCUUUUACAAAAGGUAAUGUGUUUUUAUGCAGGAGUGUAGCUUUUAAUCUUAACAAAAAAAUUCUAGGUUGACCAAUACUGGUUCAGAAAAUAACCUCUCUGUACUCUGGCUUUUUCCACUUUUUUACUCUUGUCCAGAAGAAUUUUCAUAAGCUUUAAUGGGCUGUGCAAAGUAAAAAUUCUUCACAGGCAAUAUGAGUUUCAGUGCAUCAUUUAUAUUUGACCAAUUCCAUCUUUAUUUUUGCAUUUCUCUUCCAUUCAUUUUACUAGUCUUCCAAGCAUUGAUUUCCCUUCACCUAUGUGUUGUAAAUGGCCAUGUAAGCAAAGAUUUCUCUUGGGCAUUUCAACUAGCAUGGGUAAAUGUCACCUGCAAGACAGCACUGUGUAUAAUCACUCAGGAAUUGGGAAAAAAAAUUGAAAGACCUUAACAGUUGAAGGGAAAACUGUUCAUCACUUGUCUUUCCCUGUUUUGUAAUACAACUUCUAAAAUGUAUAAGCCAACAAAUUUUAAAUCUAACAAUGUGCACCCAUAUUCUUUAAUGGUGAUUUAAAAUGUGAAAGAGUUAAGAUGGAAACAGUGGAUCCAAUUAUGCCUCUCCAGGAAUGGAAGGGAUUGUUCCUGGAAUCAAGUGGAGGUUUCCCACUGGAAGAAGCCAGGAGGUGGCAAUUCUCAUUGAUUCCCACUAACCCCAAGAAUCCAGUGCCAUAUCCCAUGCUGUUCUGAAGGAUCUCUCAGGCCUUCGAAGCAACUUUUCAGGGGGCUGCAGGGGAAGGAGUAAUUGGCAAAAAUCACCACCCUGCUCCCUUUCUCCAGCACGAGUGGAACUCUGUUGAACACAAGUCUGGAUCCAACCUAUUAGUUGUAAAUUUUUCUGUAUACAGUAAAUUACAGCAGUAGACAUAGAGCAGAAGUUUGUUUUUAAAAUGGAGGUAUAGCUUACUAAAGGGGUAUGAGGCAAUCAUUUGACCUUUUUUUUUUGCCCAAACUACCAGGAAUGUUAAGUAGAUGGAGAAACUUGAAUCAAUGUUCAGUAGUUUUCCAGCCCAAGAUUUCAAUGUCAAAAUUAUACUACAUUCAUGCAGUAUUUUGAGUAGACAUAUUACAAACAUUUAAAAGUACCUCAAACAUCUUUCUUUCCUGUUCACUUUUCUUAAUUUCACUUUACAUAUAAUCUUUUAUAGAAAUACUUUUGCAGUGUCUUAAAUGGUUUAAAAGUACAAAUUUGUCAUUACUAAAUUCUAGGACCAAGUACAAAAGUGCUCCAUGCAUGGACUUCUGUGCAUCCACCAGAACUAUGCUGAUUUCCCUGUCUGCAGCCCUUUGUACAAUAUUGCACUCCAGAGAGCCCUUUGAGAUCCUGGAGUGGCUUUUCUGGUGGAAUAAGGGGCUGCAGAGGGAGAGGAGGCUGAAAAGCCCUAGCGCAUGCAUGGCUCUCUCGAUUUUUGCUUAAGUCUCUCUCUAUAGGAGAGAGAAAACAGUCUGUGGGUUUUAUGUGGUGAUAGAUAAUUUUAUCUGAGUGGAUAAGGAAGACUAAUACAAAUAUCUGAGUGAAUAAUAAUGGAGUACUAUGGACCUGAAAAAAUGAAUGACUGCUUGGGUUCAAAUUGUCAAUAUGGCUAGAUUUAUUUGGGGAACAUAUCUUUAGCUCUUAGAAAAAAGAUUUUUAAAGAUAUCUCAGGAAGUUGUUGGGAGAUAACUUGUACUGCUGUGAGAAUUUCAGAAAUUUACCUUGCCAAAUUAAUUGAUACUUUAAUGCCUAGAUGUUUUGCAAAUAUAAUUUAAAGCCAACAAGAAAUCUUAUUUUAUAAGUUAUAGAGUAUAUGGAUAUGAUAAUUACAAAAUUGAGUGAAGUUCAAAGGCAGAAUUAUAUUUAGAUUUAUUUUAUUAUAAGUAACUGGCCAGUUGGGAAGACAUUUCUCUCUAACUUCUGUAAUUGUUGAAUACCUGUUAUACAUCCAGUAUAUCCUGCCUCAUGUUUGAACAAUUUGCUAAAUACUUGUAGUUUCACAAGCAUGGUUCUUGUCUAAAGAUCCUGAGCAAUUCUAAGUUGAAAACGGGGGGCUCUCCUCUAAUUUAUUAAACUUAUUGUUCCUUUAUUAAGAACCAACAAGGUGUUAAUUUGUGUUCAGUAAUAGUUCUAUUGGGCCAAUGAUCCAUUUAGCAAAAGUAAAAUUAAGAAAUAAGUGAACAAGGCAUUUCAUAUCCCCUCUCAAAUAUUUCUGAACAGUUAUAUAAAUAAUUUGACAUGUUCUCUUCCAUGAAGGUUGAACAUGCGUAAGAGUCAUGCAAGAUUUAAGAGACACGUAAGUGUUAUUAUACAGGUUUCCCAUGCAGAAAAAGGGCUCUUGUUUUGUUAGUAGUUUUCCUACAUGUGAAGACUUAGCUGAUUGUCAAGAGACAGGAAAGUUCAUUUAUUGUCAGAGCCCCAGGGUGGACAUUUGUUUUUCUCAUGCUGCCAUUCACAUGCUUGAAUUUAUUCUGAGUGGUAAGCUCUUUUCACUUGGGGCACAAUCUAACCCAAGUUAAGCGCCUUUAAGUCUGACUGAUUUUAGAUGGGAGAUAAGCAGGUGCUUAACUCCUUACUGAAAUCAAUGGAACUUUAAAUGUGUUUAAUGUUGGCAGGAUUGUACUCUUUUUUCCUUAAAAAUGCUGAGUAUUUAUAGCCAUAUUGGUUGUGUCUGAAAGUUGCUAUGAGUGGGGAUGUUCAUCUUUCAGCUCCUGAAAGCUUUGUAUUGUAGAUAAACUUUGUUGGUCCAAUAAAUAACUUUCCAAUAACGUUAUGGCCUUCCAUUGAUAUACAUACUAGUUUUAGGACCCAACAGCACAUGUAGUUGAGAAGGGGCUUCUCUUAAUAUAGCACUUUCAAUUCUGUCUAAGCAAAUACUUAUACUUAUCUACAUGUUGUAUAAAAUAGAUUUGUGGAGUGUUUUGUGAUUAAAUUCAGUUUUGAUUGGCAGCUAAGAUAUUUUUCUGUGGUUUUAAUAUAUCUAAGGUCUUUGCAUAUAGAGGAUAUGUACAAAUUGCCUGGAAGACUGUU
Molecule: messenger RNA, 6765 nt
Organism: Elgaria multicarinata webbii
Lineage: Eukaryota; Metazoa; Chordata; Lepidosauria; Squamata; Anguidae
Gene: RSBN1
Product: round spermatid basic protein 1
Exons: 7
Coding region: 19-2058 (679 amino acids)
Cellular component (GO): nucleus
Source: RefSeq, a predicted model, not a curated record